Molecule: messenger RNA, 954 nt
Organism: Miscanthus lutarioriparius
Lineage: Eukaryota; Viridiplantae; Streptophyta; Magnoliopsida; Poales; Poaceae
Source: the annotation of a GenBank genome assembly
AUGGCGGCGAGCCAGCCGCAGCCACCACGAGGGUCGCCGCCGGUGAUCAACUUCGGCCGGCUCGGCAAGGACCCGGCCACGAGAGCGCUUGCCGUCCAGGACAUUGCGCGGGCGUGCCGCGACCAGGGAUGCUUUCAGGUGGUGAACCACGGUGUCAGCAAGAACGUCAUGGCAGGCGCAUUCGAGGCCGCCUCGGAGUUUUUCCAGCUCUCGCCAGAGCACAAGGAGCUGUUUGCAUCAACCGACAUCCGAAGGCCUGUCAGGUACGACACGAGCUCAAGGGACGGGAUCAGCAAGGCCAGGUCGUUCCUGAAGCACUACGCCAACCCUCUGGAAGACUGGGUCGAGUACUGGCCACUGCACCCUCCAUCAUACAGGAAGAAGAUGGGGGACUAUGCAGUUGAAAUACAGAGAGUGUCAAUGCAGCUCAUGGACGCUAUCCUGCAAGGUUUAGGGCUAAGGCCAUUGUACAUGCAAGAAAAACUUGAGAAGGGAGUGCAGUUCCUGGCCCUGAACAACUACCCACAGUUCUCACAUCGAGGUGACAAGGUCGGAUUGGCUGCUCAUUCUGACUAUGGUUUCCUCACAAUCCUGCUGCAGAACUCCCCAGGGCUCGAAGUGAUGCCCCACGACCGUGACACCUGGACGGCUGUCCCCGCGAUCCCUGGGGCCCUCCACGUCCAUGUCGGGGACCACCUAGAAGUCUUGAGCAAUGGUCGUCUCAAGUCCCUUGUCCACCGAGCCAUUCUCAAUCCUGACGAAGCAAGAAUUUCCAUUGCCAGCAUCCAUGGCCUCUCAAUGGAUGAGAAGGUCUGCUGCGCUGAGCAGCUGGUCGAUGAGGUGAACCCAGCAAUGUACAGGGAAAGCAGCUUCCAGGACUUCCUCGAGUUCCUACCGUCAAAUAUCAACAACUACAAGAGGUUUGUUGAGAGCCUCAAGAUCGACAGAGCUUAG